CCUUCCCCCGCCCAGCGAGGCGGCGCUGUACCUGACUGAGCGGCGGGAGUGAGGGUUCAGAGAUGGGCAGUGAGAAGGAGCAGAGUCCAGAACCACACCUGCCUGAGGAAGGGGAAGCGGGUAAGCCUUGGAGAGUGGAUGGCUCAGAGGGUUCUCACAUCCCAUCUGGGGAAAAGGAUCAUGGGCAGGAGAACUCACUGAUGAGGCCACAAGGAACACAUUCAGAAGAGGCAUGGCAGAAAAUCAUUGCCCCAGCUGAAGGACCAGAGAAUCCUAUUGCUCCUCCAAAGCCUGAGGCAGAGGAGAAGCCCUUUAUAUGUGUUCAGUGUGGCAAAACCUUCACCAAUACCUCUAACCUGAGAACACACCUACGGAUCCACACUGGUGAGAAGCCUUACAAGUGUUCCGAAUGUGGUAAGAGCUUUUCCCGAAGCUCCAACCGCAUCCGGCAUGAACGGAUCCACCUGGAAGAGAAGCACUACAAAUGUCCCAAAUGUCAGGAGUGCUUUCGGCGGCGCUCAGACCUCACCACGCACCAGCAAGAUCACCUGGGCAAGCGGCCAUACCGCUGCGAUAUCUGUGGUAAGAGCUUCAGCCAGAGUGCCACACUGGCUGGGCAUUAUCGGACCCACCUGGAGCCAGCGCCCUACAUCUGCUGUGAGUGUGGGAAGAGCUUCAGCAACAGCUCCAGCUUUGGAGUGCACCACCGCACCCACACUGGUGAGAGGCCAUAUGAAUGUGCUGAAUGCGGGCGGACCUUCAGUGAUAUCUCCAACUUUGGAGCACACCAGAGGACCCACAGAGGGGAGAAGCCCUACCGGUGCACUCUUUGUGGGAAGCAUUUCUCCCGGAGCUCAAAUCUUAUUCGUCAUCAGAAAACACACUUGGGUGAGCAGAAUGGGAAAGAUUCCAGCUGAAGGGAAGCUGCAGUUAGAGUGGGAAGAGAGAGUGAGCGACCCAUUCUAAUGGAGGAAGAAGACCUUUAGGAUCUGUUGCUGCCACUUUGAUUUCAAGUGCUUCAUCCCACUUUGGAGAUUGGUUUCCUGUUGCCUCCGAAGCCAGGAUCUCCAAGAAAUCCUGAGAAGGGACUCUGAAUAAAAAUCCUCCCGGGCAAUUUCUUGCCAUAGAAAGUCAGAGAACCCAGUCCUGGCUUUACCUUGUUGGAUGUGAAAGAGAAGUAGGGGAGGCUCCAGACAUGUUCAUGUUAUUGGGUUAGCAGUUCUCUGGCCUUUGAGGAAGCACCUGUGAGAUGGCAUCACUGUCUGAAGUACCUUCAUAUUGUCCAUGAACUGUUUAGGGUACACUGCAGUGGGCUGCUAGGUUCCUACCUGCUGUACCCCAACUCAAGUCGUGCUUCUGGAUCUGGAGGCUGGGAGGAGUGGCCCUCCUAAUGGAAGGGUCCUUCUUGGCCUGAGAGGAGGUUUGAGGUUCUGUCUUAGGAAUGAAAGAGAAGCCCACUAGAAUCGUCACACUCCCCCAUAUUUGUUACCUAUUAUCCCCACUUCACUCUCCAUUUGUUUCCUUGUGAUGAUUAGCACUUAAUGAUUCAACAAAAAAGACCCAUGGACCAACUUGAAGAGGGGGGGAGUGAGGGAGAGUGUCCCAGUGCAGCCAUUCUGGAAGGGAACUGAAUUCUAACAAAGAAAGAUGGGAGCUGGAGUUAUGGCUCAGUGAUAGAGCACUUGUCUCGCAAGUGUGAGGCCCUGAGUUUGAUCCUAGCA
Messenger RNA from Urocitellus parryii (Arctic ground squirrel), 1721 nucleotides. RefSeq names its product zinc finger protein 691 (gene Znf691). Gene Ontology annotation, biological process: regulation of gene expression. Gene Ontology annotation, cellular component: nucleus. Lineage: Eukaryota; Metazoa; Chordata; Mammalia; Rodentia; Sciuridae. The record is from RefSeq and is a predicted model, not a curated record.